GUUCUCAUUUCUUUUGCAAGUGUUAAAAACGGAAUUCAGUUCGUUCAAUACUUCGUAUGAUUUUAUAAAUGUUUUGUUCCCAGGUACAGAGAGUUUCGACAGAGAUGAGCAGUCAUACAUUAUAAGUACGGUUAGCGCUGUUGCUAUUGCAGUAUUUCUUGGUGUUGGGUUUAUCCUUGUCAUUAUUGUCUUUCUUUACAAUGAAAGAUUGAAGUUUCUACGCCAGUAUUUGACAAAAUUAGGAACAAAUCGAGUUGAUAGCAAUGAUGCAAGACAUGAUUCAGAGGAGGAUCAAGAAGACUACUCUCAGAUGAAAAGGGCCUCAAACAACUACAACAUACUGAGUUUCAACAGAUUUAAUGCUGUCUCCAGAGUCAAUGUCACAGAGGAAGAAGAAAUCUACGAUCAAGGUGGCGCUGUUAUCCCUAGCCAGGCGAAAGACUCUCAGGACAGUUACGUGUCCUUAGCUCUCAGACAAAACCACGUGAUUCCUUCAUCUAAUGGUAUCAAGGAAGUUAUUUGCGAUGUAGAGGAAGAGGGUGUAUCUGAUAAGACGUAUGCUCCUAGAGAUAGCUACAUUACACUUGCACUUAAUCCAAGCGCUUCUCCAAAAACUACAGGAAACACUAAAGGAAACACCGGAAUGUGUUCAAAACAAAAGACACAGGCAGGAUAUUCAAAUAAAAACGAUCAGGAUAUAUAUGCAAAUACUCUACCAAGAUUUCCUUUAAACUAUUACGUACUUGAAAAUGACAAAAUUGGUUCAAAGGGAAAAAAGAGAAAUAUGAAUGAUAAAUUAUGAUCAAAGAAUUGAAAGUAAUCAUUAGUAAAUCUUAUACAGAGAGGGAGUGGUUGAGAUGGGGGGGGGGGGUGUAAUUACAUAAAAAAAAUUAAUCAUUAAAUCAUCAAUUUCAUUACUGUUUUAAUAUACGAGUAAUACUUAUUUUAAAUGAUGUUCCUUUUGUGUGUUAAAGAAGGCUAGUGAUAAGAAAUCAUUAUUUCUUUGGGAUGAAUAUGUUUAUGUUAAACUGGCAGACCAAGGCAACAUAGCUGUUCUAUUUGUUCCCAAACUUCAAAACAGAAGACAUGUUAAGUGUAAAAAUCUCCAAUUGCCAACAAAAUCAAUUGAUAAAAUAACGCGAAAUGUGUAAGGAAAUUCGUAUUCCUUACUAGAAUUGAAGCUUUCAUAAUUAUAAUUCUUGAAAUAUAUAGAAAUUGAGUUUUCUUUGAUGUCCAGAUAUGCAAUUUUGUGCAAUUUUCUUUAUAGAUACGGCAUUUUAUGCAUACAAUUAUAAGCAUUUAUACAAAAUAUUACAACUCCAAGACUUACUUUCUUUGGCCAAUACUAUAUGUUAAAUUAUCUACAUAUAUGAAUUGUCAAAUAAAACAGGGAAGUCAAUGUGAUUGGUCCUUGUUUACUAAUUCCAUUCAGGAAAAAACCAAGUCACUGUAGUUUUUUUCUUAUAACAAGAUGAAAACUAUCAGAGUUAAUCGACAGAAUUUUCUAGAAAGUUAAUAUGGGGAAGGGUUACAUGUAACUACAUUCUGUCAAGAUUUCUAUAUUUGGAGGAAAGAGGAAAAGACCCAUAUUGAAAAAAAGUAGUCAGACUAAACAAAUAACACAUUUCGGGGAAAAUACUGCUAAUGUGAAUGAAUAGUAUGCAGGCUUUAAACUACUGUUCAAUUACAGGUGAAACGGAUGUACUGGGAUAAAUAUUUAUAUAUAAUGGUUCCGAAUUAAAUGAAAUUCCGAAUAAAAGUUUUGCUAUAUAAUCCUAUCUUCUAUUGCAGAUUGGGUUUCUUCGCCGAUCAAGCAUUUUGAUACAAAUUCGGCAUACAUGUAGAACAUGUAAAUUAAAACAUACUUGAUUAAGCUUCCAGAAAAUGACAGAUUUACACAAAGAAAGAAUAUUUUAAUAAGGCACAUU
Molecule: messenger RNA, 1928 nt
Organism: Saccostrea cuccullata (small rock oyster)
Lineage: Eukaryota; Metazoa; Mollusca; Bivalvia; Ostreida; Ostreidae
Exons: 3
Coding region: 311-802 (163 amino acids)
Source: RefSeq, a predicted model, not a curated record